AUGAUGCUCCAAAACUUUCCGCUUCUUGGGUAUCUGCUCCUUUCGAGCUGUGUGGCAUCGUCUGUAUUACCACGUGCUGGCGACGAUGCCGGUGGUCACAACUGGAUCGACCACGACAAGGUUGUGCCUUUCACACAAAAUGCCUCCCCUGGAUUCGAUGGCCAGCUUGAACUUCGUUUCAACCCCAAUCUCUACGUCUCGGGAGGCUGCGACCCUUACGCAGCUGUAGAUAGUAGCGGAAAUCUUGGUGCCGGCUUGAGACCGACCGGGGGUGGAAGAGACGGCUGUGGCGAUGGCAAAGGCGGUCAAGUGUACGUCCGACGCGGUGUCAGCCAGGACCGAGUGGGCAUAAUGUACAGCUACUAUUUUCCCAAAGUUCGGUGGGCAAAAGGUGACAACAACGGCCACAAACAUUAUUGGGCUAGUAUUGUUGUUUGGAUCAACCGCUGGGGAUGCGAUGUUGACGAUGCGACCUCGGCCUGGCCAGUUGGAGUCUCAUUCACCACUGACCACCUGAAAUGGGGCGUUGCAAAAGCUGGCGAUAUCACAUUCAAGUCUUCUGGCGUUGGCGUUGAUAUGCCCACCCGUCCCCAGAUACAAAUUCACGACAAUGCCAUGGCACCUUUCACAGGCGCCGAUGGGGACAAGGUUUAUGGGAGGGACGUCAUUGGGUGGAAAUCCCUUCCCGAUAGCGCUCUUCAAGCGCUAUCUGACGUUAAGUACGAAAAGACUGAGGUGCCGUUUGUCGACGCCAACUUCCAACGCCAGCUAGACGCCGCAUACCAAGAAAGCUUCUACGGCGGGCUUUCCGAUCAGCAAGGUUGUGUUGAGGAGGCCACACCAGCAGAGGAGUCACCGUCUCUGCCAACGGCGCAGGCUACAAACCCUGUGAGAUUGUAA
Messenger RNA from Colletotrichum gloeosporioides, 900 nucleotides. RefSeq lists its product as uncharacterized. NCBI's taxonomy places the organism in Eukaryota, Fungi, Ascomycota, Sordariomycetes, Glomerellales, Glomerellaceae. The transcript is spliced from 2 exons. The record is from RefSeq and is a predicted model, not a curated record. The coding region runs from base 1 to 900 and encodes 299 amino acids.